AACACUUCAAUUCCGUCUGUACAAAUGCAAUUCGGUUAGUUCUAUCUGCAUCGGACGUGGCGCAACAGGAUUGAAACCGCCACAUCACUGAAACUCUUUUUUCAAAGUCUAAAAGUCUAAACGUCGAAGGUCAGGGCGUUUCGUUGAUCGUAAAAAAGGAGAGCAUUGAUUUCGAAUGGGAUGGAUUGAAGAAAAGAUGAAAUCUACUCAGAUUAGGCAAACGCUGUAUCAAGCCAUUAGCCUCGGAAUGGUUAUUGCAUCGGCACUGAUGAUAUGGAAAGGACUGAUUUGCAUUACUGGAAGCGAGUCGCCGAUUGUGGUCGUGCUCAGUGGGAGUAUGGAACCUGGUUUCAAACGAGGAGAUAUAUUGUUCCUAUACAUGAACAAAGAUCCUAUUCGUGCAGGAGAAAUCGUCGUCUUCAAUGAUGGACGUGAUGUUCCAAUUGUUCAUCGAGUGAUUGAGGUUCAUGAGCAGCAUGGUUCCAAAGAAGCUGAUAUACUCACAAAAGGAGAUGCUAAUGAUAUGGAUGACAGGAUUUUGUACACAUCUAGUCAACGUUGGUUGCAACAAAAAUACAUCAUGGGCAGAGCUGUUGGGUUCUUGCCUUACGUUGGCUGGGUGACAAUUAUCAUGACAGACAAGCCUAUAAUCAAGUACAUACUUUUAAGCGCAUUGGGAUUGCUGGUCAUAACCUCAAAGGAGCAAGGACAAGCUUAAGAUUUGAGACAUGAUUGUAAAACACCAAUUUCCUAUGCAGAAGUGAGAAGAGUGGGAAGCAAAAUCUAGACAUUAGACUUUCAUUUUUGUUAAAGAGAACCGGGAGAGAAGAUUUUCCCGGUACUAUAGUCCGUGGUUGUGUACGAAUGAUAAUAAUAAAUAUCACUAAUAUUAUUUUGGUACAAUAAUAAUAAAGAUAUGCUACAAUUUAUUUGCACAUUUGACAGUUGCAGCUAUAUAUAAAUUAGGAUAUUAUUGAAGUACUGGUUGAAAUCUGAUAUCAGAUGAGUAUUGUGAGGAACACUUUCCCAUGGAUAACUGAAUGAGUGAAUGGCAUAUUCUUGCAUAAAGCAGAUUUAAGCAUCAUAUUUGCUGUUCCAGAGGAGGGUUAGGGAUGUAUAAGUUUCCAAACCCUAUGGAAAGGGUCUCUCUUCUGUGGCAGAGCAAGAAAGUUUUGUCCAAGUUCCAACCUAUCCAAAAAUAAAGUAAUCAUGGCCUUUGAGGAACAUUAAGGGAAAUGUACUUCAAGCCUUCAGCAUUAGGGGUGUAAAUGAUUGAAGUAUUUGAUGAACAAUUUGUGAAUAUAUUCGAAUUCUGUUUGUUUAUUAAGUUUAAUAAAAAAACACAAACAACGAACAGAUCGACACCAUAAUAAAGUUCAUCAUGCUCAGUGUUUACACCCUUGGUCAACUCUAGUUGAACUCUGCUUAUGCUUGAACCAGAGAACUCAAUCAUCAAAUUCAGCAACAAGUACUCCUGUUCGACUCAAGCAUCAA
Messenger RNA from Durio zibethinus, 1494 nucleotides. RefSeq lists its product as uncharacterized. Gene Ontology annotation, cellular component: membrane; signal peptidase complex. Gene Ontology annotation, molecular function: serine-type endopeptidase activity. NCBI's taxonomy places the organism in Eukaryota, Viridiplantae, Streptophyta, Magnoliopsida, Malvales, Malvaceae. The record is from RefSeq and is a predicted model, not a curated record.